AUAUGGCGGCGUCCGUCGGCGCCAUUCGGCGCUCCGCGCAAACUGGUUGUUUCUAAAAACAAAAAAAAGCCCAAAAGGAAUCGGAGCGUGAGGGCGGCCGUUGUCACUGGGGUCUACAGCGAGGAGAUGAUCCACGAGUUGCUGCUGGCAUUGAGCGGGUACCCGGGUAGUAUCUUCAGCUGGAACAAGCGCAGCGGCCUACAGGUAUCUCAGGAUCUGCCUUUCCUUCACCCCAGUGAAACCAGCAUUUUAAAUCGUCUGUGUAAGUUAGGCACCGACUAUAUACGCUUCACAGAGUUUAUUGAACAAUACACUGGACAUGUACAGCAGCAGGAGUGCCACCCAUCCCAGCAAGGCCAGGCUGGAUUGCAUGGGAUUUAUCUUCGUGCCUUUUGUACCGGGCUAGACUCCAUGCUGCAGCCCUACAGACAGGCUUUACUUGAUCUUGAGCACGAGUUCUUGGCAGACCCACAUCUCUCCAUCUCUCAUGUAAACUACUCUUUGGAUCAGUUUCAGCUGCUGUUCCCAUCUGUUAUGGUGGUAGUUGAACAAAUUAAAUCUCAAAAGAUUCAUGGCUGUCAACUGCUGGAGACCGUGCACCAACACAGCUGUGGAGGGCUUCCACCAGUCCGCAGUGCACUAGAGAAGAUCCUAGCAGUGUGCCAUGGUGUGAUGUACAAGCAGUUAUCUGCAUGGAUGCUGCACGGGCUGUUGUUGGACAAGUAUGAAGAGUUUUUUAUCAAGCAAGGGCCAUCCUCUGGCAGUGUUAGCUCCCAGCCCGAGGAGGAAGAUGAAGAAGAUCUGGGAAUCCGAGGCUUGACCGGGAAGCAGCUCCGGGAGCUUCAAGACCUGCGGUUAAUCGAAGAGGAGAACAUGCUGGCUACGUCUCUGAAGCAAUUUUCACUGCGAGCUGAGAUGCUGCCCUCUUACAUUCCUGUCAGGGUGGCAGAGAAGAUCCUGUUUGUGGGAGAGUCCGUGCAGAUGUUUGAGAACCAGAAUGUGAAUCACACCCGGGCAGGGUCCAUUUUAAAGAAUCAGGAGGAUGCUUUUGCGGCAGAGCUGCAUACACUGAAACAACAGCCCCUUUUCAAUCUUGUGGACUUUGAAAAUCUGAUUGACAGGAUCAGAAGUACAGUGGCUGAGCAUUUAUGGAAGUUGAUGGUGGAAGAGGCAGGGUUGUUGGGACAACUUAAGAUAAUCAAAGAUUUCUAUCUGCUGGGUCGAGGGGAACUCUUUCAGGCUUUCAUCGACAGUGCCCAGCAUUUACUGAAGACCCCACCAACUGCUGUCACUGAACAUGAUGUCAAUGUAGCGUUCCAGAAAUCAGCACACAAAGUGUUAUUGGAUGACGACAACCUACUCCCACUCCUGCACCUCACUGUCGAGUACCACGGCAAAGACCCAAAAGAUACUGCACAAAGCCGUGAUAACUCCCUGCGUGAAUCCUCCCCUCGUGAAGCCCCUGCUUCUGGCUGGUCUGCUCUGGGACUCUCGUACAAAGUGCAGUGGCCUUUGCAUAUCCUGUUUACACCAGCUGUACUAGAAAAGUACAACAUUGUCUUCAAGUACCUGCUGAGUGUGAGGCGAGUUCAGGCAGAGCUGCAGCAUUGCUGGGCUGUGCAGAUGCAACGGAAACACCUCAGUUCAAACAAGUCGGACGCCACCAAAUGGAGACUGAGGAACCACAUGGCUUUCCUUGUGGAUAACCUGCAGUAUUACCUCCAGGUAGAUGUUCUCGAGUCCCAGUUUUCACAGCUCCUCCAGGAGAUAAACUCUAUCCGAGAUUUCGAGAGCAUUCGGUUGGCCCAUGAUCGCUUCUUGAGUAAUCUGCUGGCUCAGUCAUUCAUCCUCCUUAAACCGGUGUUCCAUUGUCUGAAUGAGAUUCUGGAUUUAUGCCAUAACUUCUGUUCUCUGGUCAGUCAGAAUCCAGGGCCGUUGGACGAACGUGGUAGCUCACAGUUGGAACUUCUUGUGACGGGUUUUAGUCGUCAAUCGUCCUUGCUUUUCAAGAUCCUCUCCAGUGUUCGCAAUCACCAGAUUAACGCUGACCUGGCUCAGCUUCUGCUGCGACUUGAUUACAACAAGUACUACACCCACGCUGGGGGCACACUGGGCAGUUUUGCCAUUUGAUGUCUGAGCAAGAUGGACUCCUGACCCAGCCGGGUUCUGACCUUCACCAGCAUCUGACCUUCCCUGUCUGUCUGCGGAGUGAGCUUGUGUCUGAACCUUCUAACUCAAAGACUGGCUGCAGCUCAUUCCCUCACAGAAAUCAACCAACUGCUCGAAACCUUCACGAAUGGAGACUUUGUGGGCUUACACUUUAGACCUGUAGCCAUUUUAUACAAACUUGUUGGCCAGGGUUUGUGAGCUUUUCUCUUUACUGACAUUUCGCCUCGUUUCUCUCAAAUCUCUCUCUCUGUCUUUAUCUUAGUCUUCCUUGAAUGCUAUCGCUAUCUCUGUGUCUGUCUCUGACUCCCUUUAUCUUUCUCUGACUCUCACGUUCUCUCUGUCUCUCUCUUUCCCGUCCGCUGAUUGUCUCGCUUUCUCUGUCCCACUCUCUCUCUUCCUCUGACUUUCUAACUAUCUCAGUUUAUAUGUGUAUGUGUGUAGCUCGCUUAAGUUAUUUCAACUUGCCAUACCAUUUUAUCUGAAACUUUAUAAAAUCCUCAUACAUUCUGAUUUUUUGUUCACAUUAUCCCCAUUCUCCUCUCUCUGACAGUUUGUUUUAGGGAGAGUUGAGGUUGAGAUGUGAAUGUGUUACAAGACCUGAUCUCAGAUCCACUUUCCCUGGUACCAUAGCUCAUUUUAGAAUUACUCAUGACAAAAUUCUCAGUAGUAUGAUGAGCCUUUCAAGAUUUCUGGACAGUUAUCAUAAAACAUUGAUUGGACUGACCAAAAGCCAUGAACAACUGAGAAUCCCUGCACUGUUUGCCUGUUUCUGGGAGAUAUUGAGAAUCCCUGCACUGUCUGCCUGUUUCUGGGAGCUAUUGAGAAUCCCUGUGCUGUCUGCCUGUUUCUGGGAGCUAUUGAGAAUCUCUGCGCUGUCUGCCUGUUUCUGGGAGAUAUUGAGAGUCCCUGCACUGUCUGCCUGUUUCUGGGAGAUAUUUGGAAUGGUGCAGGUUACAGUUGCCUACAGGAGUGCAAUAUCAAUGAAACAUCAGUGUCCUCCUGCUUCAACUAUUGAUUCCAAUCCUCUUCUGCCCCAUGCUUCUCUGGUUUCCCACUGGGCAAAACACUGGAGUUUCUGCUUCGAUCACUGGUUUGAAAUCUGACCCACUAUCCCCCGGAUUGCGUUAGAAUUCCCGUCGAAUGACUGUCUUUAAUUUGGGAGUUGCAUGAACCGCUAUGGUGAGGACAUUUUACUGGGUCUGUGGUGUGUUUAAUGAGGUAAAACCAAAGGAGCAGUUGUCAUUGACCAUGUUGUGAAGAUGCUUGCUGCAAGAAACAACAGCAAGAUCUGUUCCAGACGUGACCUGCUCCGACAAGAAAAUAAAAUAAUAGAACCUUU
Messenger RNA from Hemiscyllium ocellatum (epaulette shark), 3508 nucleotides. It is a transcript of the gene tubgcp4, whose product is annotated as tubulin gamma complex component 4. Bases 127 to 2130 code for a protein of 667 amino acids. NCBI's taxonomy places the organism in Eukaryota, Metazoa, Chordata, Chondrichthyes, Orectolobiformes, Hemiscylliidae. Gene Ontology annotation, molecular function: gamma-tubulin binding; microtubule minus-end binding. The record is from RefSeq and is a predicted model, not a curated record. The transcript has 18 exons. Gene Ontology annotation, cellular component: centrosome; equatorial microtubule organizing center; gamma-tubulin complex. Gene Ontology annotation, biological process: cytoplasmic microtubule organization; microtubule nucleation; spindle assembly.